This is a messenger RNA of Glycine soja, 1288 nucleotides long. RefSeq lists its product as uncharacterized. Bases 221 to 1045 code for a protein of 274 amino acids. Gene Ontology annotation, cellular component: transcription repressor complex. Lineage: Eukaryota; Viridiplantae; Streptophyta; Magnoliopsida; Fabales; Fabaceae. The transcript is spliced from 7 exons. The record is from RefSeq and is a predicted model, not a curated record.
CUACAUCGAAAACCCCACACAAGCAGCUGUUAUUAAUUUUUGCUUUCCCGUUUUUUUCUUCUUCCCGGACAAUUAUUACCAAUUUCCCUUUCCCUCCCUUUUUCUUCUCUCCAAAUAAAACCCCCAAACUCACUCACUCACUCACGCGCACAAUCAAAACAACUUCGCAGUUUCCUUUUCCUCUCUUCACUCAAAUUCUAGUUCAAAAACCACCACCGCCAUGCCUCUCGACCCCGCCGCCGCCACAACCACCGCAUCGCGACCCAUCUCGCCGCUCCCCCAGCCGCAGCAGCAGCACCACCACCAUUACCCUUCCCAGCAACAAACCCUCCCAAUUCUUGCCCCAAACCCCCACUUUGUCUACCCCUUCGCGCCCAAAGGCGUCAGAGCCGCCGAUCACGCCGGCGUCUCCGCCGCGUUCCCGCCGCCGUCCAUGAUGUACAGCGGCGGCGUUCGCGGCGUGCCCUUGGACUAUUUCAGCCACGCCUUGCACGUGGGUCGGCCGCCGACUCACGUGCCGUUCCCUCACGCCGCACCCGCCGCUUCGCCUCCCGUUAAAAAGGCUGCUGCUCGCUCCGCGGUUGCUGAUGUCAAUGGCGGUAAAGAUACGAAUACGAGGGAAAAAAGCAGCGAGGAUACCUUCAUUGUUGUUAGAGAUCGAAAAGUCAGAGUAACGGACGAUGCUUCUCUAUAUGCACUUUGUAGAUCAUGGUUGAGAAAUGGUAUAAAUGAAGAAAGCCAGCCACAGCAGAAAGAUGUAAUUAAGGCUCUUCCUAAACCAUUGCCUGCAUCUAUGGUGGCUAGUUAUCUGUCAAACAAGAAAGAGGAUGAAAAAGAUGAAGAUGAGAAGGAAGAGAAUGAGCAGUCUGUUGAGCACUUGUCACCUCAAGAUCUAUUGAAGAGACAUAUUAAACGUGCCAAAAAUGUUAGAGCACGUUUAAGGGAAGAACGGUUACAACGUAUCACAAGGUACAGAAGUAGGCUUAGGCUUUUGCUUCCUCCAGCCAUUGAACAGUGUAGAAAUGACACAGCUGCUGGGAACUGACCUUGCUGACUAUACAGACAUCAAAGGUUAUUGCAUGACACUAACAUGCUUGUAUUUGAAUCAAUAUUAUAAUUUGUGGUUCAUUGAAAACAUGUUUUUCUUUGUAGCAAUUGUAUAAAACUAACUGGAAAUGGACAUGUAGAUUUUUCAGCAUUUCUCCACAAUUUCUACUUUGGCUGGUCUUUGACCAGGAAAUUGGCAAUUGUUAAGAGGUUGAAUGAAAUAGCUAUGAUUCAGAAAUCA